Molecule: messenger RNA, 126 nt
Organism: Paramecium sonneborni
Lineage: Eukaryota; Ciliophora; Oligohymenophorea; Peniculida; Parameciidae
Source: the annotation of a GenBank genome assembly
AUGAAACAAUCCUCUAACUUUUUAUAAUAUUUGAAUUAAUCUUAGCAAUUUUUAUUGCUAAAAAAUACGCCAUGUAUUUUAAUAAGUUAAAUAUUAGCAUAGUAAAUUUAAUAAAUUGCUUAAUGA